UCGCAUUGCUUUCAAAUACCCAAAACCGAAAACAGCAACUUUCAAACUCCCCAACUUCUCUCUCUUAAAAAUCCCUUCCGUUUUAUUCAAAAGAAUGAUUUUUUUUCUCUCUCUCAUGCGUUUCUUCUGAGCCGGAGGAAGAGCCGAAAAUGUCGUCUGGGUUUCCAGGCAGUGGGCCGGACUUGUACGGUGGUGGUGGUGGUGGUCUUGCCGGUAGAUCCAUGAACGGGAACGCGUCACAGCCGUCGUAUCGAUCACAAUUGCCUGGGAUUUUCGUGGACCCAGCUACGCAGAUCGCCAACACCACGGCUCAAAGCCUCAUCGGAAAACGAACCUUCGCAGACUUUCAAACGCAGCGACAAUUACAACACAAUACCCUCAACAAUUCAACACUUAACGCCAUGUUUCAGCGCUCAGUGAAGCCGAGACCGUUCCAGAAUCUCUCUGCGAUUUCUCCGUUAUCUCUAGUAGAGUUUUCGGUUAAUAAUAUUUUGUCUUCAGAUUUGCACCGUUACAGCUUGCCGCUUCUUCAACAGAAAUUAAGGCCAUAUGAACAGCAGCAGCAACAAUUGGCUGUUGGGCUUGUUUCUUCUGGGUCAAAAGUACAACAAAUUACCUCGAAUUUGCCUUACGUGAAUAGUAUUAAUAAUAAUCACAAUACGGUGCAAAACCGAGUUCAAGCGCAAGAUUCGGAGAAGAAGAUGCUGAAUUGUCUACAGGAGCUUGAGAAGCAGCUGUUAGAUGAUAACGACGAAGAAGAAGGUGAUGCGGUUUCAGCGAUAACCAAUACUAACAGUGAGUGGUCCGAGACUAUACAGAAUCUCAUGAGUCCGAAAUCCAUAUCUGGGAUUUCUUCGAUAUCUUCUGCUUCUCCAACUUCGUCGUCUUCAUCGCUGGCUUCUCCGGUUUCAAGUUGUUCAAAACAAACUGUAACAGAAGCUGCCUUGGCGAUUUCAGAACGCAAAAACGACGUCGCUGUGGAAAUCUUAACUCGGUUGAGUCAGGUUUCCAAUUCGAAAGGCAAUUCGGAGCAGAGACUGAUGGAAUACAUGUGUUCAGCAUUGAAAUCGCGAGUUAACCCUGUGGAGAAUCCACUGCCUGUAACGGAGCUUUUUUGUAUGGAACACGUUGAGUCGACUCAGUUACUUUACGAUCAUUCUCCUUGUUUCAAGCUUGGGUUUAUGGCUGCAAAUCUUGCCAUUAUUGAAGCCGCUCUCGACCAACCAACAAGCAACAAAUUUCACGUUAUCGAUUUCGAUAUCGGCCAAGGAGGACAAUAUCAAAACCUACUGCACGCGCUCUCCACGCGUUCUCAAAGUGGCAAACCUUGCAUUGUGAAGAUCACGGCUGUGGUCGAGAGUGGCCGUGAAGAGAGUUUGAAUGUCGUCGGUAAUAAGCUGAAGCAAUACGCUGACAAAGUUGGCGUUUGUUUAAAUUUCAAUGUCAAGACUUUAAAAGUCGGCGAUCUGACUCGUGACUCACUGGGUUGUGAGCCAGACGAACUGGUGGCUGUUAAUUUCGCAUUCAAACUGUUUAGAAUACCUGACGAGAGCGUGUCUAUGGAGAAUCCUCGCGACGAGCUUCUCCGUCGAGUUAAGGGAUUGUCACCGCGCGUGGUUACUCUAGUGGAACAAGAGAUGAACUCCAACACGGCGCCGUUCUUGGCCCGUGUUAACGAGGCCUGUGCAUAUUACGGCGCAUUGUUUGACUCAAUUGAGUCCACCGUACCCAGAGAUAGCUUAGAUCGAUUGAAGGUGGAGGAAGGACUCGGCCGUAAACUCAUUAACUCGGUUGCUUGUGAAGGGAGGGACCGUGUCGAGAGAUGCGAGGUCUUUGGAAAAUGGCGGGCUCGUAUGACCAUGGCUGGGUUCGAGUUAAAGCCAAUGAGUUCAAACAUCGCCGAGUCAAUGCGCUCUUGGCUCAGUUCCCACCGAGUGAAGCCAGGAUUCACCGUUAAAGAAGAAAACGGAGGCGUGUGUUUCGGUUGGAUGAGUCGAAACCUCACCGUCGCAUCUGCUUGGCGUUAACUGCACUCACUCUCUCUCUUUCCUUUUUUUUUUUUAAUUAAUUUCUAAUUUAAUAUUAUUAAUUAUUAUAUUUUUAACGUUUUCAUGAGAAAAUGAAGAGAGAAAAAAAAAAACGGAAAAAGCCCACCAAAGGAUAUAAUAAAAGGAGUGUUUGGAUUUGAGGAAAAUUCUCCUGGCUGUUGCAUUUUGGAGUAUCGUCACGUGUGUGUGUUGCACGUGCGAAUUGUAAUAUGUGUAUUAUUAAAUGUUUGGUAUGAUUAGGAUGAUUCUCAUUAAUUAAUAUUAGAAUAAAACUUUUAAUUUAUAAA
Messenger RNA from Mangifera indica (mango), 2335 nucleotides. RefSeq names its product scarecrow-like protein 8. Gene Ontology annotation, biological process: regulation of DNA-templated transcription. Gene Ontology annotation, cellular component: nucleus. The record is from RefSeq and is a predicted model, not a curated record. Lineage: Eukaryota; Viridiplantae; Streptophyta; Magnoliopsida; Sapindales; Anacardiaceae. The transcript has a single exon. Gene Ontology annotation, molecular function: sequence-specific DNA binding; DNA-binding transcription factor activity. Bases 150 to 2027 code for a protein of 625 amino acids.